AUGUCAGAGGCUCAAGAUGGUGUGGUUACUGAUUCCCAGCAAACUCAACAGCAGGAGAUAGGAGAAGAUGUUAAUGUUAAUAAUUCGGUUGAAGAUCCAGCUAUGGCUGGUGGCCAAGAGAAUGUGGUCGAUGGCGAGGGAGACGUUGGGAUGGAUUAUGGUGGUGAGGAAGGUAUGGCUCUGGCCUCUUUUGUACCUCUUGAGAAAUUGCAGGUCAAUGGGAUCACUUCUGGUGAUUUGAGAAAAUUAAGAGAGAACGGUUUACAUACUGCAGAGGCUGUUGCUUAUGCUCCAAGGAAAGAUUUAUUGAAUAUCAAAGGUAUUUCCGAGGCUAAAGCUGAUAAGUUAUUGAAUGAAGCUUCUAGGUUGGUUCCAAUGGGGUUUGUCACAGCUGCUGAUUUCCAUGUAAGAAGAUCGGAAAUGAUUUGUUUAACUACAGGUUCGAAAAACUUCGAUACUUUACUAGGUGGUGGUGUAGAGACUGGUUCUAUCACUGAAUUGUUUGGUGAAUUUAGAACGGGGAAGUCUCAGUUGUGUCAUACUCUAGCUGUCACUUGUCAAUUACCUCUAGAUAUCGGCGGUGGCGAGGGUAAAUGUUUGUAUAUAGAUACAGAGGGGACUUUCAGACCUGUUAGACUUGUGUCAAUAGCUCAGAGAUUUGGCUUGGAUCCAGAUGAUGCUCUGAAUAAUGUUGCUUAUGCAAGAGCUUAUAACGCAGACCAUCAGAUUAGACUUUUAGAUGCUGCAGCUCAAAUGAUGUCCGAAUCCAGAUUCUCCUUGAUUGUUGUAGACUCGGUAAUGGCAUUAUACAGAACAGAUUUCUCAGGUCGUGGUGAAUUAAGUGCCAGACAAAUGCAUUUGGCUAAAUUUAUGAGGGCUUUACAGAGAUUAGCAGACCAAUUUGGUGUCGCAGUCGUAGUGACAAAUCAAGUUGUCGCUCAAGUUGAUGGUAAUAUGUCUUUCAACCCUGAUCCAAAGAAACCAAUUGGUGGUAAUAUCAUGGCCCAUUCUUCUACAACAAGAUUGGCCUUCAGAAAAGGUAAAGGUUGCCAAAGACUUUGUAAAGUUGUGGAUUCACCUUGUCUUCCUGAGGCCGAAUGUGUUUUCGCCAUUUAUGAAGAUGGUGUAGGAGAUCCAAGAGAUGAAGAUGAAGAUUGA
Vanderwaltozyma polyspora DSM 70294 is the source of this 1158-nucleotide messenger RNA. It is a transcript of the gene RAD51, whose product is annotated as recombinase RAD51. Gene Ontology annotation, molecular function: double-stranded DNA binding; ATP binding; ATP hydrolysis activity. The transcript has a single exon. Gene Ontology annotation, biological process: DNA recombinase assembly; mitotic recombination-dependent replication fork processing; mitotic recombination. The coding region runs from base 1 to 1158 and encodes 385 amino acids. The record is from RefSeq and is a predicted model, not a curated record. Gene Ontology annotation, cellular component: condensed nuclear chromosome. NCBI's taxonomy places the organism in Eukaryota, Fungi, Ascomycota, Saccharomycetes, Saccharomycetales, Saccharomycetaceae.